This is a messenger RNA of Notothenia coriiceps (black rockcod), 258 nucleotides long. Its product is annotated as membrane-bound O-acyltransferase domain-containing protein 2-like. The transcript has 2 exons. The record is from RefSeq and is a predicted model, not a curated record. NCBI's taxonomy places the organism in Eukaryota, Metazoa, Chordata, Actinopteri, Perciformes, Nototheniidae. Gene Ontology annotation, biological process: lipid modification. Gene Ontology annotation, cellular component: membrane. Gene Ontology annotation, molecular function: acyltransferase activity. The coding region runs from base 18 to 254 and encodes 78 amino acids.
CGCAGCCCCGCAGAGCCAUGGAGGAGGAGAGCAGACUCACCUCCUGCACCGGGUCCAGCCUCCUGCAGCCACUCAGCGACAUCACCAGCCUGCCUCUGGACCAGGUGAACUUCGUGGCGUGUCAGCUGUGUGCGCUGCUGUCGGCCUUCUGGUUCCGUCUCUUCCUUCCUCCCAGCAGCACCAGGCCCUUCACCAGACACCUGGUGGCCACCGGGCUGGGACUCUACUUCGCUUUCUUCUGCUUCGGAUGGUGAGGGA